AUGAUUAAAGUCUUUGUAUGGAAUCGUAGGGGCGUGGGAAGCAAUCGCUUCCUGAGAGUGUAUAAGGAAUAUCGCAGGAAGUAUCGUCCGAGUAUCGUGAUAUUGGUGGAACCUAAAAUUAGUGGUACUAGAGCGGAAGAUGUGAUAAAGGAGCUGGGUUUUGAUCAGAACCUGGUCCUGGAUGCAGUGGGCUUUGCAGGUGGAAUUUGGGUUGUUUGGGACUCGAGCUUGGUUACAAUUACGGAGGUUGAUAGAGCGUCCCAAUUUCUGCAUGUCCGGGUUCGCUAUGGACAAGUGCAGUGGCUGCUGACGGCUAUUUAUGCCAGCCCCGCUCUAGUGCAGCGAAGAGACUUGUGGAACUCUAUCCGCGACCUGGCCGAAGGAAUCACGGAACCGUGGAUGCUAGCGGGAGACUUUAACUCGAUCCUCCAACCAGCCGACAAGUUGGGUGGCGCACCAUUUGAUGCUGCGAGGGCUCGCGACUUCAGGAUUGCAUGCUAG
Messenger RNA from Linum trigynum, 501 nucleotides. The record is from the annotation of a GenBank genome assembly. NCBI's taxonomy places the organism in Eukaryota, Viridiplantae, Streptophyta, Magnoliopsida, Malpighiales, Linaceae.